Nicotiana attenuata is the source of this 963-nucleotide messenger RNA. RefSeq lists its product as uncharacterized. The coding region runs from base 1 to 963 and encodes 320 amino acids. The transcript has a single exon. NCBI's taxonomy places the organism in Eukaryota, Viridiplantae, Streptophyta, Magnoliopsida, Solanales, Solanaceae. Gene Ontology annotation, molecular function: nucleic acid binding; zinc ion binding. The record is from RefSeq and is a predicted model, not a curated record.
AUGGCGAUUGUGCAGAUAAAUUCAAAGGCAAAAAAUCUAUUAUAUAAUUCUAUAAGCGGAGAAGAAUUUGAGAAAAUAUCAAGUUGUGAUACAACCAAAAAAAUGUGGGAUAAACUUGAAGUUACCUACGAAGGUACCGGUAAAGUAAAAGAAACAAGGAUAAACCGUCUGAUUCGUGAUUAUGAGUUGUUUCAAAUGAAGGAAGAUGAAUCCAUUGAAGACAUGUUUGGCCGAUUUAGCAAAAUAGUUGUAGAUCUAAAAUCCUUUGGAAGACCAUAUUCAAAUGGUGAACAAGUCAGAAAGAUUCUAAGAAGUUUACCCACCUUAUGGCAACCAAAAGUUGUUGCUCUUGAAUACGGAGAUCUCGACAAACUAUCAUAUGAUGAACUUCGUGGAGACCUUAUAGCCUUUGAGCUAACCCAUCUCAAAAAGCAUGGACAUGAAGAGAAGAAAAAGAGUGUUGUUUCUAAAUCAACUAUUGCUGAGUCUGAAAGUGAAGCCGAAGAAGAAGGAGACAAACAUGAAGAUGAUAUUGCAUUAUUUUCUAGAGUUGUCUCUAACACGACACGAAGAAGCAAGAAAAAUGGAAGAGUCAAUUCAAGUUCUAGAAAAGGUAAUGAAAUAAGUGAGCAUAAAAACAAUGACAGAAAGUGCUACAAAUGCGGAAAUUAUGGUCACAUCCAAGCCAACUGUCUAGAACUAAAAAGGAAACUAUCCAAGGGUAAUAGAAAGAGAAAAUAUUCCAGCGUAUGGAGUGAUGAAUAUAUGCUAAAUAAAAAUCAUAAUGGAGUUGUCAACCUUUGUUUCAUGGCACGAAGUGAGACAAGUGAGAAAAGAAAAUCUAUUGGUAUCUGGAGUGAUGAAGAUAUAUCAGACUACGAUCAUGAGGAAUCUACGAGCAACUGCAUCAUGGCCCCAAGUGAAACAAGUGAGGUAAGAUUUCAUGAUUGUGAGAAAAUGUAA